This is a messenger RNA of Tribolium madens (black flour beetle), 1930 nucleotides long. It is a transcript of the gene Snm1, whose product is annotated as protein artemis. Lineage: Eukaryota; Metazoa; Arthropoda; Insecta; Coleoptera; Tenebrionidae. The record is from RefSeq and is a predicted model, not a curated record. The coding region runs from base 253 to 1419 and encodes 388 amino acids. The transcript is spliced from 2 exons. Gene Ontology annotation, molecular function: 5'-3' DNA exonuclease activity; damaged DNA binding. Gene Ontology annotation, biological process: protection from non-homologous end joining at telomere; double-strand break repair via nonhomologous end joining; interstrand cross-link repair.
UGAGCAAUGGCUGCUUGACUUGUCGUUUCGUGUUGUGGUCGAACAGCAGCAAAGGCCCCGUGUUCGAAAGGGGCGCAAUUGGCGAACGGAUUUUCGACAAUUUGCCGCUGUUUGGAACACUGAACCGGAAAUUUGCCGCAGAAAACACAAGAAACAAGCCCGGAACGAAAUUAGGUUAACGACAAAAUAACCUACACAACAACCGCCAAAACAACGACGCGCUUCCUGUCAAAGCCGCGCGGGAAAUUCAAAAUGAGCACUUUCGGCGGCAGGAUCGUUGAAAUUCCCGGGAUAAGCAUCGACCGAUUCGAUGGGGACAACUUAGAUUCAGAAGCCUUCUUCUUGUCCCACUGUCACACCGACCACAUGAGAGGCCUGGAAGCGCCCGAAUUUCACGAAAAACUUAUCCAAAAUCGGCGUUUUUUAUACCUUUCGCACGUUUCCGCGGAAAUCGUUAAAAAUAUGUUUCCACAGAUAGGCGAAAAUUUGAUUGAAUUAGAUUUGCGCUUCCCCACUAGUGUUUUCUUGAAAAGUGGGGCCAUAUCAGUSACCCCUAUUCCGGCAGGACACUGUCCCGGCUCAAUAAUGUUUCUUUUUGAAGCCCAAGUCAAUGUUUUAUAUACCGGUGAUUACAGAAUUAACCCGCAAGAUAUCCCAAAAUUUAAAGCUUUGUAUGAUUCUUUGAACGUAAAAAAACGGAUAGAAUCGGUUUAUUUGGACACUACUUUUUUUCUAAAGUCGUACGCGAAAUUUCCUCCAAGAGCCGAAAGCUUGGAAGAGAUUUGCUCCAUAAUUGGGGAUUGGAUUUCGCGGAGCGACAAACACGUUGUGGGGCUUGACACCUCGGCAAAGUACGGCUAUGAGUACCUUUUUAUCGAAAUUUACAAACAAAUGAAAAUGCCGAUUCAUGUCAAUGACGAAAUAUACGAAUUUUACAGCCGAGUCCCGGAAAUGGACUGCGCUGUGACGAGAUGUAAAGAUAAAACUAGAAUACACAGUGCCUGCGGUACUACAUACAAAACUGUGUGUCCCAACACAGUACAUUACAGAGUUAAAAUUAUCAAAGUCUCGGCUUUUAGAUGGAAAAGUGAAAGUUUACAAAAGGGAAUUUCGGAAAAAACAUACAAUACACAUUUUGUUUGCUACUCGACUCACGCCUCGUACGAAGAGGGAGUGGAGUUGCUAAAAUUUCUCAAACCGAAUAAAGUCGAAGCCAACGUUUUGCAUAGAGAAGCAGCGGUGAAUGAAGAGAUUUUGAAGAAUAUAAAAGAAAAUUUGGAGGAUGARGGGCCGAMGAGGAAAAAAGUUAAAUUGUUUGAAUCUGAAGARGAGGUUCAGCCAAUUCGUGAGAUUACCGAGAGUGGAUUAGGAGAGCUGAGUUCUAUACUAGAUUCGCCUCCCAGGAAUUAUACAAGGUGAUAAUGUUAUUAACAAAAUUCGAUACCUUUCCAUUGGUAAAUUCAUUAAAAUUACCCGAAAUACAUACAAAGGAGAGGCAGUUUAUGGUCAUCAGUGUGAAUAACACUAGUUUACACUAUUUUUAUUCAUCAUAUGAGAACACUUUUUUUAACUAAUAUUGUGAUGCUGAUUUUGGAUCUGACCUCCGAAUUUUCCAUCACGUCUGCAUGAUAUGCGUGGUAGAGCUUGUUCCAAAUCUGAUGGCUCUAAAAUGAAAUUUAUUCCGACGACUAAAACCCUCUAUUUCUCAGAAACUACUGAACUGUUUUUGCAUCUUUUCUUUUAUAUUAUCACCGGUUAAAAUUUUUCCACAACUAUCAAAUUCACUCUGUCUACAAUGUUUUUCAAAACUCGCGUCUCAGAGAAAAAUGCUAAGCAAGACAAGAUAUCAGAAACACAGAAAAAAUGCUAAAAAAUCUUGCACUUUGACGCCAAUUUUUUCUAUUUGAAAAAUAAUUUUCCAUGUUUUUUG